Messenger RNA from Thelazia callipaeda (thelaziosis nematode), 669 nucleotides. The record is from the annotation of a GenBank genome assembly. NCBI's taxonomy places the organism in Eukaryota, Metazoa, Nematoda, Chromadorea, Rhabditida, Thelaziidae.
AUGCUGGAAGCAAUUUUAUCUGAUAUGCGAGAGCUAGAGGCUAAUUUUAAUGCAGCUAAGAAGGAGCGUGAUUCCAAAGGGGUAGAUUGCCCUGUGUCUUUGUUAGAAUUUUUAAAAAAAUGUGAAAAACGAAUAACAGCUCUACAAGCGCAGUGCAAAACCGCUUCUGAAGCUUUUAAUGCUUGUGUUGAAUUUUAUGGAGAGUCAUCUCGAAAUCAGCAGCCACAUACAUUUUUUUCUCGUCUGUUGACAUUUGCUAAACGUUUCCAACAAGCAGUUGCUGAGAAUGAAGCUCGCUAUAUUGCAGAACAGCGCGCUCAGGAAGAUCAAAUUCGGCGGCAGCGAAUUGGUGUAAGGCGACGAAUGACUAAAGACGAACUGAGUGAGAAUGUGAUUGAUGAACUAGCGCAGAAAAUUGUGAUGGCUGAUUUAAAUUGUGAUUCAAGUGUGAAGCCGAGAAAAACGAAAUUAGAUUCUAGUCAAAUUGAUGAUGGUGAUUUUGAGAAAAUAAUGAACGGUUUGAAAGAAGGAGCUUAUGUAACAUUUGAUGGUGUACAAUGUACAAAACGUUAUAGUUCAUCUGUUGCAAUUAGUGGCAAAAAAUUCAUGAACCCACCACCUGUUGGGCCAAAAGCAAAUCGACCACCUGAAAAACCUCAGUGCCUUUGA